Molecule: messenger RNA, 1959 nt
Organism: Eimeria mitis
Lineage: Eukaryota; Apicomplexa; Conoidasida; Eucoccidiorida; Eimeriidae
Exons: 3
Coding region: 1-1959 (652 amino acids)
Source: RefSeq, a predicted model, not a curated record
AUGUACAAUAAGCAGUAUGGGAGGACGCAUUUUGAGAGCGCUGCCGUGCAAGAAGAGGCCAGCAUUCAAAAGGAGAGAGAUCGUGUAAUGUAUCGCCGUGAAAGCGGUAGUGGAUGCGGCGUCUCAGUAAGCCUCAAUGAGGAACACCCUCCUGCCUCAUGUUGUCUAAAGGGCCUCAUCAACGGGAGCCAAGCUGAAUUCGCACAGUGCUCAGCAGCUGUGGACAUGCAAGAUGUUCCUUCAGCCUACAAAACCAAGGCCCAAGAAGGAUCCUUGAUUCCUCCUGGAAGGCAGGGUAAUGGAUUGAGGAACUCCCCUAACGUUAACUCUCAGCUGCGCCCUCCAUCCCCUGAAGACGAAGUGACAGAGUCUCAGGACGACACACCUGAGACUGCUGCUGUCUCGUGCACAGUGCGCAGGGGAACAGCAACAGUCCAGCUUGCCGGUAGCUCAAGCGACUCACCACUGUCACAUUUGAGUAGUGUCGAAGGAGCUGCAGAAAGUUGGGAAGGGCAACGAUGUUUCCACGAGGAGCACCUGGAUGCUUGCUCCUUAAGUGAGCUCAGUGAAUACCUCCAAAUUUUUUCUUCAUUCUUGUCUCUAUCCCUUUCUGAAGUUUCUAGACAAGCGCCGGCCACUUUGCAGCACGUCAGGCUUCAGUUAUUGCUGCUGCGAAACAGUCACCAGCAGCAACCGCAUCGACAGCGUCAGGCAAAACAGAUUCUCCAGCGGUGGCCUCCAGGGCUGCAGUCUUCCGCCGUCGGAGGAUCUGAUGGUGACGAUGACGAACCUUCUUUAAACAGCUGUGCGGAGGCGGCGCUAUCACCAGUAGACGCCUGUUUGCACGCUUCGGCAUCUGGGGCAACCCGCCAAUCGGUGCCAUUUGGCAGUACUAACUUAUCCUUUCUCUCGUCCUUCUCCUCUUCUCCCAAUUCCCAGGUUGAUGUUGAGGCACCAUCAAUAGCAACGUCCGCUGUACAAGGGGAAAAGACAGCAAACGGCGGUGCUGUCUCCGCAGGUGAGUGCGAAGCGGGACCCCAGCCAACAGGAGUAAGAACUUCAGAAUUUCCCUCGUCUUCAGUGGAUGCAUUCAGCGUGGAUGGGCCUCCAAGCAACGGCAGCAACGCAGCAACCAUCGGUACACCUACGACAGUUCCAGACUGUCCAGUACCGCCUCCAGUCCCCACGACAUUUGUCACUGCAACAGCGAACGAUCAACCUGGUGUGCCAGCCGGACUUCCUCCCUGUAAGGAGAAGUUACCGCUGCAGUGGAAUUCUGAUUGUGGAGGUGCAGCAGGCGCAGCAACAGUACCAGCCGCAGGCUUGAGGUGGGCUCCCCUGACAGGGACUGCUAUUGGCAUACGACUGCACAAUCUCAUUGGCGGGACAUCAUUGGGCCUGAGUAACUCCCUUUCGUUGUCUGGAAGUUCCGGGGGGGCGAUUCAACACAGCACAGAAACACCCGCUGGGCCAUCACUUACUGCAAACAGCAGCUGCGGGGUAGGAGGCGUUUUAGAAGGAGGAACGGCUACUCUAGCGCUUGCCCCCGGCCCCCUUGAAUGGAUUCGUGACGGUGCGGCAAAUACAACGAGUAACCAGCCGAUGGGAGUUCCCGUAUCUCCUUAUGCAUUUUUAAGUAACGGGCACUCUCAGAGCCCCGAGAAUACCCUACAAUUCGCGAGGACGGUGCACAGUACUCGCGGCUCCUCUAACGCAUGCGCCACAAGUCCAGCAGACCUAGGACUAGUAAUCCCCGCUGAUGGUCUUGGCCAAGGUAGGGCCCAGAGAGGCAACGUCCAGGCCGGAGACAGUGUUCUUCCAAGCGUGCAUCCGAUCGGGGCAGCAAAGGGAAGGGUUGUGAGGCGAGAGAAGACGGCACGAGAGGUGGAGCACGAGGUUCUAAGGAUACCAGCAGAAAAGCAAGCAGCGCCGUCACACCAAUCCCCCAAGUUACUAUAG